Pimephales promelas (fathead minnow) is the source of this 1268-nucleotide messenger RNA. Lineage: Eukaryota; Metazoa; Chordata; Actinopteri; Cypriniformes; Leuciscidae. The record is from RefSeq and is a predicted model, not a curated record.
UGUUCUCGCCGAUCGGUUGCAUGCAGCCGCAGGCGAUGUCGAACACACCUGUGUGAGUGUGCUCACCUGUGCGCAAGCUUGGGUUUGGAUCAUGGCUGCAGGGUGAUUAUGGGGAGAAACUUUCUGUUGACCGUACCACUGGCCUUACCACCUUUUUCCCAUCAAUGUGAUCGUUACUAACGUCCUUUAUUGAUGUCUCUGAGGUACCUAUGCACUGCUUAUGCAUCGCUCAAGAGGGUCGUCAAUCUGUUGGGGGAGGAUUCACACUCCAGUAACACACAGCAGUUGGAGAGCAUCAUACGGUCAGACCUUUCACUGAGCUAUUGAAGAAAAUGUUUCACAUGCUGAUCUUGUCCUGUUUGUGUGGUGGUGUGUUUGGUGAUUCAGUGUCAGUGAUGGAGGGAGAUUCUGUCACUCUAAAGACUGAUCUUACUGAAAUACAUGAAGAUGAAGAUGUAAUGUGGAAAUAUGGAGCUGAAAACUCUCGCAUAGCUAAAAUCAGCAGACAAAACUUCACCACAUAUGAUGAUGUUCCUGAUGGGAGAUUUAGAGACAGACUGAAGCUGGACGAUCAAACUGGAUCUCUGACCAUCACACACACCACAACUGAACACACUGGAGUUUAUACACUAGAGAUAACUGGAAAGAAAAAAUCAUCAAAAACAUUCAAUGUUUCUGUCUAUGCUCGUCUGCCUGUUCCUGUUAUCAGCAGAGACUGCUCACCUUCAUCAUCAUCAUCAUCAAAUUGUUCAGUGGUGUGUUCAUCAUCAGUGUUGAGUGUGUGUGAUGCGACUCUGUCCUGGUACGCAGGAAUGAGUGUAUUGUCCAGCAUCAGUGUGUGUGAUCUCAGCAUCAGUCUCUCUCUACCUCUGGAGGUGGAAUAUCAGGAUAAAAACACCUACAGCUGUGUGCUGAACAAUCCCAUCAGCAACCAGACCACACAUCUGGACAUCAACACACUCUGCAGACACACAUGUGCAGCGGACACACACUCUUCUUCACUCUCUCUAGUGUCUCUGAUAGUGUUGAUCUCGGCUGGAUCUCUGAUGAUUAUUGUUGUGGUCGUGAUCUUCCGCAUCUGCAGGAAACACAGAAAAACAACCCAAAAAUCAGUUCAGACAUGUGAAGAUGAGAUCAUUUACACCGAGCCAACGUUCCAUGGACAAAAAUCCCAGAAAUCGAAUGUUAAAGAAGAGGAUCACACAGAGUACGCACCAGUCGCCAUGAGAAGACAAGAUCCAGCUGUGUGACGCAUUCCAGCCCAUUCU